GUAGAUAGAAACAGAAUAUGCGAUUGAAGUCCAUUUUGAUACUUUGAAGAAACCCUCUCCUUUUCCAUCUUCUUUCGGUUUUCCUUACUAUUCCAUCAGUUUCUUCUGUUUGGUUGCUCAGAAAACGAAGAUUUUCAAGUUGCUGGCUGCACUCUUGUUAAUGCUGGUGACUUUUCAAAGCUAAUUCUUCUAGGAAGUGCAGUUCCUAGACCUUGAAAUUCAGCUGGACUCUUUGGUUUAGUUCAUUUGCAGGAAUUUUCGGGUACUUGUGGGGAAGAGCUAGAUAUGGCUCAUUUGCUUUCAACUUCUUGUUCUCUGAAAAUAACCUCCUGUAGGAAGCCUCACUCCAAACAAUUGAAUGAAAGCUCAAAUGCAUUUCCUGCAUAUUUUUCUUUAAAGACCACCAAGGAUUUGUACUGUCCAUUUGGGAGUUUUGUUGUGCAACGAGGGAAACAACGAAGGAUUUGUACUGUCCGUGCGACGACUCUGCCUUUAGAUCAAGAAGCUCCAACACAACCUGGCUCUGUCUUUCAUCAAAACUCCAAUGGACCAUCUCCGCCAAAGCGGGUGAUGGUCAUUGGUGGAGAUGGCUACUGUGGUUGGGCCACUGCCCUCCACCUAUCCAACAAGAAUUACGAAGUUGCCAUUGUUGACAACCUAGUGCGCCGCCUCUUUGACCAUCAGCUUGGUCUUGAUUCCCUGACUCCUAUUUCUUCCAUCCACAACCGCAUUCGGAGAUGGAAAUCUCUCACUGGAAAAUCCAUCCAGCUCUACAUUGGUGAUAUAUGUGACUUUGAGUUCUUAUCAGAAAGCUUUAAGUCAUUUGAGCCUGAUGCAGUUGUUCAUUUUGGGGAACAGAGGUCUGCCCCAUACUCCAUGAUUGAUCGGUCAAGAGCUGUGUUCACUCAGCACAAUAAUGUGAUAGGAACGCUCAAUGUUCUUUUUGCUAUCAAGGAGUUCAGAGAGCAGUGUCAUCUAGUGAAGCUUGGCACAAUGGGAGAAUAUGGAACUCCAAACAUUGAUAUUGAAGAGGGUUACAUAACUAUUACUCAUAAUGGAAGAACAGAUACUUUGCCUUAUCCCAAGCAAGCCAGUUCUUUCUAUCAUCUGAGCAAGGUCCAUGAUUCGAACAACAUAGCUUUUACUUGCAAGGCUUGGGGGAUAAGAGCCACCGAUCUGAAUCAAGGAGUAGUUUAUGGGGUGAGGACAGACGAGACUGAAAUGCAUGAGGAGCUCUGUAAUAGGUUUGAUUAUGAUGGUGUGUUUGGAACUGCACUUAACCGAUUUUGUGUUCAGGCUGCUGUUGGACAUCCACUUACUGUGUAUGGCAAAGGGGGCCAGACCAGGGGAUACCUUGACAUAAGAGAUACAGUUCAAUGUGUUGAGCUUGCCAUUGCAAACCCAGCACAGCGAGGCGAGUUUCGGGUCUUCAAUCAAUUUACAGAGCAAUUUUCUGUCAAUGAUCUUGCCACCCUUGUUACAAAAGCAGGGAAAAAGCUCGGGCUUGAUGUGCAAACCAUAUCUGUGCCCAACCCUAGGGUAGAAGCAGAGGAGCAUUACUACAACGCCAAGCACACUAAGCUCAUUGAGUUGGGAUUGAAACCACAUCUUCUUUCCGACUCUCUUCUGGAUUCAUUGCUCAACUUUGCUGUCAAGUUCAAGGAUCGUGUUGACACAAAACAGAUCAUGCCCAGCGUUUCUUGGAGAAAGAUUGGUGUCAAGCCAAAGACCGUUUCUGCUUGAUAAAAUAUACAGGAUAGAUAGCUAGAGAGGGAUACAAUUUUAUCCUAAUCAAUGGACUUCAUCAAGAAAGAUUGCUUUUUUUAGGCCAAGAGGUUGAGAGCGAGAUCUCGAAUCAACUUGUUGGUCUUAUGAUGUAUCUCAAUAUAGAGGAUGAAAACAAAGAUCUGUAUUUUGUUAUAAAUUCUCCUGGGGAAUGGGUACUACCUGGAAUAGCUAUUUAUGAUAAUAUACAAUUUGUGCCAUCAGAGUUAUGUACAAUAUGCUUGGGAUUAGCCGUUUCAAUGGGAUCUUUUAUCUUGGUCGGAGUGAAAGUUGUCAUCAA
Molecule: messenger RNA, 2065 nt
Organism: Vitis vinifera (wine grape)
Lineage: Eukaryota; Viridiplantae; Streptophyta; Magnoliopsida; Vitales; Vitaceae
Product: UDP-sulfoquinovose synthase, chloroplastic
Exons: 3
Coding region: 286-1743 (485 amino acids)
Biological process (GO): sulfolipid biosynthetic process; glycolipid biosynthetic process
Molecular function (GO): UDPsulfoquinovose synthase activity
Source: RefSeq, a predicted model, not a curated record